CUCCCCACUAUCCCGGUGGAGAUUACACCUUUUGGAACAAUGUAACCCGGUUGCUACACUCCCUCACCAGGUGCUGCGCAAGAAAAAGGGAGAAGAAGCCGGAGUUUGGGGUGGUGGGCUCCUGUAGGAGAGUUGGGAUCGUUGAGAAUCGUAUCUGUGUAGUCCCAAACUUUUUCUAAACGCCGCCAUGUCGAACGCUCGAAUGGGGUAGUUCAACUCACUCAACCACUGUACUGCUCCCCUUCAUUCUCAGUGUUCUGUCGGCCAUGUCGAACGUGGUAGUUCUAGACAAUGGAGGCGGCCUGAUAAAGGCUGGGAUCGGUGGGGAGAGAGACCCCGCCGCCGUCGUUCCGAACUGCACGGGACGUCCACUUUCUACGAAAAAGUGGCUCGUCGCUGACCAACUCCUUGCCCCAGACGCAGAUCUCACAUCGGCCACCGUCCGCCGCCCUAUUGACCGCGGCUACAUCAUAAACACCGAUCUUCAAUCCUCAAUAUGGUCCCACAUUUUCAACAACCUCCUCAAAAUCAGCCCCGGUGAAUCCUCUCUUCUCCUAACCGAACCCCUCUUCACUCUCCCCUCUAUCCAACGCUCAGUUGAUGAGAUCGUUUUCGAAGAGUUCAACUUUCAGGCCCUGUUCGUUGCAGAUUCACCAUCUUUGGUCCAUCUCUACGAGGCCUCGCGUAGACCCUAUGGCCUUGUGUCGAAGGCUCAAUGUAGCCUCGUUGUGGACUCGGGGUUCUCCUUCACCCACGCGUCUCCGGUUUUCCAGAACUUCACUCUCAACUAUGGGGUUAAAAGGUUGGACCUCGGGGGAAAGGCUUUGAGUAAUUACUUGAAGGAGCUAGUGAGCUAUAGAAGUUUAAAUGUUAUGGACGAAAGCUUUCUUAUGGAUGAUGUUAAGGAGAAACUCUGUUUUGUUUCUUUGGACAUUUCCAGAGAUUUGCAGAUUGCUAGGAAGUCAGGCAGGGAUAACCUGUUCAGAUGCACGUAUGUACUCCCUGAUGGUGUUACAUACAUGAGGGGUUUUGUGAAAGAUCCAGAGGAAGCAAAGAGAUACAUGACUCUGUAUGAACCAAACCCAUCUCAAGUACCAGUAACACAAAAAAUUUUCAAUCAGGGAGAGAAUGCUGAUGACAUUGAAAAUCGAAAGACUGAUGUGUCAAGAAUUGACUUGACCAAAAAUGAAUUUUGCUUGACAAAUGAACGAUUCCUUGUCCCAGAGAUGAUUUUCCGUCCAGCAGAUUUAGGAAUGCACCAGGCUGGACUUGCGGAGUGCAUUGUAAGAGCUGUCAAUUCCUGCCAUCCUCACCUUCACCCUGUUCUCUAUGAGAGCAUCAUUCUGACUGGUGGAAGCACAUUAUUUCCUCGAUUUGCUGAAAGACUAGAAAAUGAGCUUCGCCCUCUUGUUCCCGAUGAAUAUCGUGUGAAGAUCACAACACAAGAAGAUCCCAUACUUGGUGUUUGGCGAGGUGGAUCACUUUUGGCAUCAAGUCCUGAUUUUGAAACCAUGUGCGUGACCAAAGCAGAGUAUGAGGAGCUAGGAUCUGCACGCUGUCGUCGAAGAUUCUUACGGUAGAUUCUAUGGGUUUGUUAUUGCUUGCACGUAGUUGUGAAGAUAAAAUCUGGUCUAUGCACAUAUAACCAAUGCUCAUUCACCAGUAAGUUUCUCGCUCCAUAUUUAUUCCUUCUUUGGCUGGAAGGGGUAUCUUCAGCACCUUUAUUUCUAUCAUCAACUGGGAACAGUAGAAGGGAGGUGUUUCAUUUUCCAUUUUGCCACAUUGCUCAAAGAAUUCAUGACAGAAAGUGCAUAGUCCAGCCUUUUGGAUGCUUACUUGAUGGUGUACUAUGCAUGACAUUAUGGACCCAGUCCCCGGGGAGCAAAACACUGACUGACAAAUGUCACUUGGCAUCCAUUAGCGAACAACCCUUCUGCUGAUUCUCCAGCUUACCUUCUUUGGUGAUCUACACACUACUGCACGACAGCCCAUCCAGCUGACGUGACAUUAUGAUAGUACAUGAUCCUUACCAACAACGGCGACCGGUUGCAAAUGAAAACCAGAAUCCCCUUGUCUCGCAAAAAUCUUUGUAUAUAUCAUUCUUGAGUUGUUGCCAAGACAAGACUCCAAUCGAUGCUUAUCAAGCAACCUUUUGGUGCCAAUCUCAUGGCCUUCAUUGAUUACACCGCAAAG
Cuscuta europaea is the source of this 2193-nucleotide messenger RNA. Lineage: Eukaryota; Viridiplantae; Streptophyta; Magnoliopsida; Solanales; Convolvulaceae. The record is from the annotation of a GenBank genome assembly.